AUGAGCGAAGAGGGCUCUGGUUUAGAAGCAGCUCGGAUCAAAUCACUACCUGAAGAUGCAUACUAUAUCUCUGACUUUCUAACAGAGGAGGAAGAGGGGUUCCUACUUCACAAGAUAACUUCUGCCCCCCUCCCCCGCUGGACUCACCUCUCCCACCGUCGUCUCCAAACCUGGCCUUCUGCACUUACUAAAUCAAAUACGCUCAUCGACUCGCCUCUUCCCUCAUGGCUUGUUUCGCCAACUAUCGCACCUCGUUUUGACGCUCUGGGUAUCUUCGCUAACGCGCCCCAUGGCAGGCCAAACCAUGUCCUGAUUAAUGAAUACCAACCAGGCCAGGGGAUUAUGCCGCAUGAGGAUGGGGCUGCGUAUCACCCGCUCGUUGCGACGGUGAGUCUGGGGGCACCCAUUGUGUUGGAUUUAUAUCCGAAACGGAAAGAAGAUGAGACGAGGGAGGAUGAAAGGCCGACGUUUCGAAUCUUGCAAGAGAGACGGAGUUUGUUAGUUACUCGGGGGAAGAUCUAUACGGAGUUCUUGCAUGGGAUUGCGGAGACAGAGAGGGAGGAGGGGCUGGGGCCGGACUCGGUGUGUAAUUGGGACUUGCUACGGGAGGGGCAUCGAUAUCGGGAUGGGUGGUUUGAGAGAGGGACGAGGGUGAGUUUGACGUAUCGGGAUGUGCUCAAGGUUGCUAAGCUGGGGAAUGCGAUGAAGUUUCUGGGGGGGAAUAGAUAG
Messenger RNA from Aspergillus wentii DTO 134E9, 729 nucleotides. RefSeq lists its product as uncharacterized. The transcript has 2 exons. The record is from RefSeq and is a predicted model, not a curated record. NCBI's taxonomy places the organism in Eukaryota, Fungi, Ascomycota, Eurotiomycetes, Eurotiales, Aspergillaceae. Bases 1 to 729 code for a protein of 242 amino acids.